Messenger RNA from Chrysochloris asiatica (Cape golden mole), 1313 nucleotides. It is a transcript of the gene NMNAT2, whose product is annotated as nicotinamide nucleotide adenylyltransferase 2. Gene Ontology annotation, molecular function: nicotinate-nucleotide adenylyltransferase activity; nicotinamide-nucleotide adenylyltransferase activity. NCBI's taxonomy places the organism in Eukaryota, Metazoa, Chordata, Mammalia, Afrosoricida, Chrysochloridae. Gene Ontology annotation, biological process: NAD+ biosynthetic process. The transcript is spliced from 11 exons. The coding region runs from base 221 to 1144 and encodes 307 amino acids. The record is from RefSeq and is a predicted model, not a curated record. Gene Ontology annotation, cellular component: Golgi apparatus.
GAAAUACGGAAAGGAGAGCUGUACAAAAGCAGCCUCGGAUCUUGCCGGGGCUGCAAGCGUUAAGGGUAGGCGGGGAGUGACGCGGUUUGCGUCUGGAGCGGCUCCUUGGAGUCCACAGCAUCCACCGCCGGAGCCUCGCCUUUCUUUCUCCCUCUGCAGACAUAGCGAGACACAAAAAGAGAGGCGACCCCUCGACCUGUGCGAGGGGCCCACACGCACAAUGACCGAGACCACCAAGACCCACGUUAUCUUGCUUGCCUGCGGCAGCUUCAAUCCCAUCACCAAAGGGCACAUUCAGAUGUUCGAAAGAGCCAGGGAUUACCUGCACAAGACUGGCAGGUUUAUUGUGAUUGGAGGGAUUGUCUCUCCUGUGCACGACUCCUAUGGAAAACAGGGCCUUGUGUCAAGCCGGCAUCGUCUCAUCAUGUGUCAGCUGGCAGUCCAGAAUUCCGACUGGAUCAGGGUAGACCCCUGGGAGUGCUAUCAGGACACCUGGCAGACGACCUGCAGUGUGUUGGAACAUCAUCGGGACCUCAUGAAGCGGGUGACUGGCUGCAUCCUGUCCAAUGUCAACACACCUUCCAUGACUCCUGUGAUCGGACAGCCCCAGCAUGACACCCCACAGCCCAUUUACCAGAACAGCAAUGUGCCCGCCAAGCCCACUGCAGCCAAGAUCUUGGGGAAGGUGGGUGAGAGCCUAAGUCGAAUCUGCUGUGUCCGCCCACCAGUGGAACGCUUCACCUUUGUGGAUGAGAACGCCAACCUGGGCACAGUGAUGCGGUACGAGGAGAUUGAGCUGCGGAUCUUGCUGCUGUGUGGCAGUGACCUGCUGGAGUCCUUCUGCAUCCCAGGGCUCUGGAACGAAGCAGAUAUGGAAGUGAUUGUUGGGGACUUUGGGAUUGUGGUGGUGCCCCGGGAUGCAGCCGACACAGACCGAAUCAUGAACCACUCUUCAAUACUCCGCAAAUAUAAAAACAACAUCAUGGUGGUGAAGGAUGACAUUAACCAUCCCAUGUCUGUUGUCAGUUCAACCAAGAGCAGGCUGGCCCUGCAGCACGGGGACGGCCAUGUUGUGGAUUACCUAUCCCAGCCAGUCAUCGAUUACAUCCUCAAGAGCCAGCUGUACAUCAACGCUUCUGGCUAGCAGCCACACAGCCCCCGGCUCCACUCUUCCCAUGUCCUCUGACAACACACUGACCCCUUCAGUCUCUGUCAGUCCCUCCGUUUCCCUCCUGCCGCUCUGUUUCUCCAUCUCCUCAUUUUGACUGUUCUCCCACUCGCUGACUUAACCUCCACAGUGUGGGGGACCUGCA